Messenger RNA from Opisthorchis viverrini, 1374 nucleotides. RefSeq lists its product as hypothetical. The transcript has a single exon. Bases 1 to 1374 code for a protein of 457 amino acids. The record is from RefSeq and is a predicted model, not a curated record. Lineage: Eukaryota; Metazoa; Platyhelminthes; Trematoda; Opisthorchiida; Opisthorchiidae.
AUGUCUUCGUCCGCCGAAAAUACUGUCACUCCGGAAGAUGAUGUGGUUCAGAAAGUACGUCGCUCCCAGACCAUAUCUCUUAGUGCCUGUAUGCCGAUUCACAACUUGCGUCGAGCUUGUUCAGCCCCACGAAAUGCAACCAAGCCGCCUGUACUCGAAAAACCUUGUCAAGCUUCGCCCACCCCUGGAUUAGAUGAUCCAUGUGGACUAAUCCAAACUGCAAGUGAUGAAUUGUUGGACGUAACGGGCGUUUCGAUUCGUAAUCCAUACGAUGACGAAAUCCUACCCACACGAACUAACGGAAAUCAGGGCAGAUUGUUCAAUUGGAAAAGAGUAACUUCGUAUAAUCGUGUAUUUCCUGAAAGGAGAAAGUGUAUUGUACAAGGGAAAGACAACCCACGAUGUGACUGUGAUGGGGAAUCAAACCUGGCUCUUUUGUCAGAAGUGCAUUCAAAUGGGUCUUCAAGUCCAUCUUGCUUUCAUGACCCGCUGCUCGAAGAGUUAGAUCAUGACCUGCCGGCUCCACCGCCGCCGCCAAGGGCAAUGCCUCCGUGGCUCAAACUUGCGUUGAGUAAAAAAACUGAUCAAAUGCCCAAAAAGUACUCAAUCACCCCUCCCACCACCCCACUUUCUUCGAUCGAGAAAACUGACCGACAAAAGUCGGCAAGUCUUGAAUAUGACCGGUACGGUGUGCGAAUAUAUCCUGUGCUUCAGAAUGGCAUAAAAAUCAGCGACACUCACUAUUGGCUGCUUGAACCGCCCCGAUCAUUUCUCAUGCGCGGAACGCCAUCGUUGUCGCGGUAUCAGAGUGAGCGAGUUCCACCUCCGUCUCCUGCUAGCCAGGAUAUCAAUAGUUCAUAUAUAAACGUACCUCCUGGCGUUAACUUACGUCGUGGGUUGUCUGAUUCAAACAGGAACGUCCUAAACAUACUGUACCGGGAAAUGGCUCUCCGUCUAUCACAAGCUGUACCCACUGCCACGGAGGCAGAGUGCCAAGCGGUGCUCAUCGGCUGUGGUUACAAGUACGAAGAGGCGUUAAGGCGUCUGAAAGUGGAGUUGCUAUGCCGUAGGGGCUAUGUCUCGCGGUCAAGAUGCAAGCGUUUACUUAUCAAAUUCGACUGGAAUUUAGAGGUUGCCACCACUCAUGCGCGCCGAGAACAUCAGAUACGGUACAGUAAAUAUUUGCUUCAAACAGAAUCCGCGGCUGUACCAGCUGAGAAAAUUCGUGCGUCACCGAAUACACUAACAAUAGAAACACCAACCACCGCGUUUGUACCAUGCGUUUCCAUCUCUGAGCCAAGAACAUCCGUGUCACCAAAUCUUAGUCCUGUUUCAAGCUCACUAUUUUUUAGUCCAAGUGCUGAGAUGAGGUGA